Penicillium maclennaniae is the source of this 2265-nucleotide messenger RNA. RefSeq lists its product as uncharacterized. Gene Ontology annotation, molecular function: transmembrane transporter activity. Gene Ontology annotation, cellular component: plasma membrane. Bases 1 to 2265 code for a protein of 754 amino acids. Gene Ontology annotation, biological process: transmembrane transport. The record is from RefSeq and is a predicted model, not a curated record. NCBI's taxonomy places the organism in Eukaryota, Fungi, Ascomycota, Eurotiomycetes, Eurotiales, Aspergillaceae. The transcript has 2 exons.
AUGUUCUCGGAAUAUGCCUCACGCUUCCUCGCUCAGUCACAGUCACGACUAGCCUCUCGUCCAGAUGAGAUCCAAAGGACCGGCCGUGCUCAUCCCAACCAGCGUCAGAGCACCAGGAACCCAUCCUCCCGCUCUUUCAUGAGAAGCGGCGAUCCAUAUCGGCCUGGGACAUCCCAGAUCUCCAAUUUCCCAUUUGCCUCACGAGCUUCAGCACAACCAGCGCCUUUGUUCUACAGCGCCACCGAUGAGUUUCGAGAAGAAGACGAUGAGACUGAGAGGGAGCGCGAGGUUGCUGACUUCUAUGCGCUACAACGAUCAAGACGACAGUUUGGUGACAGCAAUCUCAAGGACUCCUCAGAACUAGAAGAUUCCUCUGAACACUUGGCUGGCUACCACGAGGAAGAUUCUCCAUACGACGAUCGCCCAGGUAAUGGGAAAGGGAUCAAGAGUUCUUGGCGUGGAGAAAAAGGAGCACCUGUCUCGCAUCACUCUCGCAUUGAGACUCUAGCAGAAGUGGUGGAGCAUGAACCUGGGCCAGUCGCAGAUUCGGAAAGAAGCAGGUUUCGAGGUAAAUUAGUCGAUAUCGGCCUGGAGGAUUCCCCAGGAGAUGUUCCCGAGGAUGAGGAGCUUUUGCCGUCAGAAAAUGUCGGUAAUGACCCGCCUAUUCAGCGCUUUCGUGAUAGACCUCCAACUCAAGAGGAUCUUUUCAAUUUCAACUCAUCCAGCUCUCCUGCUGACCAGACCAAACCGUUCACCUCCGAGAUGGCUCGACCGUCAAGUUCGGCCGGCUCCUUCCCUGCCUCUAUCGCGCCGCUUGCUUCAGAAAUCUCUGUGCAUGACAUCUUCUGGGGACAGCUGUUGCUUAUAUUGCUCGUUGGGCUGUUUGCCACAUCUUUUCUUGUCUGGUUGCAUACAUCUACCCCAUCCGGCGACGAGGGCAAAUGGGGUGAUACAAUCUACCUGACUGUGCAUGGUUCCUUCUUCCUUCUUGGGAUAUACACGCUGGUAUCAGUUCUCGUAUCUCUCCUCUGGCUGGCUUUACUUCGAUCCUACGUACGCCUCUUAGUCUACGUGAUUAUCGUCGCCGUUCCCACCAUCCUGUUCUCCUUCUCAAUGUAUCCCUUCGUGUCGAGCUUCAAGGGUGCAUGGCAUGGCGAUAGUGUUCAGGACAAGGCGAUGCGCUGGGGUUCUCUUAUCCCAUUACUCAUGGCCGGCCUAUGGACUUACAAUGUCGCUCGGAGUCGUCGAUCGAUCGGAAAGGCGAUUGGCGUUCUUGAAUUUGCGUGCCGAAUUCUAGCCGCGAACCCUGAGUUGCUGGCCCUCGGACUGGGUGUCCUUGUCUGCGUGGUAUCAUGGACCUGGAUCUGGAUGCUUAUGUUCACUCGGGUCUUCCUGGGUGGUCACCUUGCCGGGCCGCGGUCCUUCAUCAUCGAUCUGAGCAGCUGGUGGCUCGGAGUCUAUUUCGUCGUGAUCUACCUGUGGUCCAUCGGAGUGAUUGCUGGUGUGCAGCGUGCCGUUACAGCUGCCACAGUGAGUCAAUGGUAUUUCCAUCGCCUGGCGAGUCCAGCACCCACAUCCCGGCAGAUCGUUCAGGCUGCUAUCGUCCAUGCUACCACCACCUUGUUCGGCACGAUCUGUCUGUCUCGUCUCCUCAGUCUGUUAAUUCGGCUCCCUUUGAUUGUACUUCCUACCCGUCUAUCUUCAUUGCUCGGCCUCUUUGCGUACUCUCUGAUCCCGACACCCAUUGCCUUUUUGACGAACCCUCUCUCCCUCACCUACGCGGCUAUUCAUUCCCAGCCUUUGUCUGCCUCUGCGCGGGGGCUGAGUCAGAUGAAUCUUCUUGCCCCAUCGGCAGCCUCGACGUCGUUGCAUCCUCGGGCAUAUUCUCGCUCUCCCGGGGCUUCCGCAUCUCUGCUUUCCUAUCGACUUUCGAAGUUGAUUCUCCACGCCACGCGCUUGAUCAUGUCUUUGGCUUUGGGCUUCGGUGGCUGGGUCACCACGGCUCGGAGCUUGACCACCGCCGUCCCUGGCGGUACGAUUCGGGGCAGCUUGUAUGCCUACGUGGUUGGACUGUUAGCCGGUGCCAUUGGUUGGAGUAUUUUAGGUGCUAUGGAAAGCGUCAUUGCAGAUAUUGUGGAUGCCUCUGUGAUUUGUUGGGCUAGCGAAGUUGGCAUUUAUGGCCGGGAAGCCCGCUACUGCCGCGAGGCUGGUUGGCUCUUUGGCGAGUCCAACUCGGACUUCCGACCUGAGUAUGGAGAAGUUUAG